UUUAAGCUAGAGAAUAUAUGAUAGACCCUUGGUACUAAAUUUAUCAAUGGUUAUACAAUCUUAUAUGAAUAUUUGCAUUAUUCUCACAUUAAACUUCCAUGCAAGCUCAGGGAAAAUCCUUCUGAGCUAGAACUGAGCUCUCUACUUCCAGAGAUUUAGUCCUUGAUUUCUUCCCAUAGUUUUAGAUUUUAUUUCUGUGGCUUUAAGCUUAAUGUCUUUUUCAUUUGGUUUUGACCUUCAGGAGAUGGCCUCUUCUAAGUCUUUGAUGAACCUUCUAACCUUCACUUUUGGAUCAGCAAUAGGAUUUUUUGUAUGCUAUCUUCUGUUUAGCAUUAUACUGGAAGAGGAGGUUAAGAUCCAGCCUCAUAUUCUUCACAAUGAUCCACAUGGUCAACACUCAUCAGAUACUGAUAACAAUCAGCUGCAAGGACAAAUGAAUUUCAAUGCAGACUCUGGACAGCAUAAAGAUGAGAAUAAAAAUAUUGCAGAGGGACUGUAUCAGAAGGUGAAAAUACUGUGUUGGGUCAUGACUGGACCUCAAAAUCUAGAAAAGAAAGCCAAGCAUGUUAAGGCCACUUGGGCCCAACGUUGUAAUAAAAUACUUUUUAUGAGCUCUGAGGAAAAUAAAGACUUCCCAACUGUGGGCCUAGAAACCAAAGAAGGCAGGGACCAACUGUACUGGAAGACUAUUAAAGCUUUUCAAUAUGUAUAUGACCAUUAUUUUGAUGAUGCUGAUUGGUUUAUGAAAGCAGAUGAUGAUACAUAUGUUAUAUUGGACAAUUUGAGAUGGCUUCUUUCAAAAUACAAUCCUGAACAACCAAUAUAUUUUGGAAGAAGGUUUAAGCCUUAUGUGAAACAGGGCUACAUGAGUGGAGGAGCAGGAUAUGUUCUGAGCAAAGAAGCUCUGAAGAGAUUCGUUGCUGCAUUUAAAAUGAACAAAUGCUCUCACAGUUCCUCUAUUGAAGACCUAGCACUAGGAAAAUGCAUGGAGAUCAUUAAUGUGGAAGCAGGAGAUUCUAGGGACACAAGUGGUAGAGAAACCUUUCAUCCCUUCGUUCCAGAACAUCACUUAAUCAGAGGAUACCUACCAAAAACAUUCUGGUACUGGAAUUAUAAUUAUUAUCCUGCUGUAGAGGGUCCUGGAUGCUGCUCCGAUCUAGCAGUUUCAUUCCACUACGUUGAUUCCGUGACUAUGUAUCAUUUGGAAUAUUUGAUUUAUCAUCUCCGUCCUUAUGGGUAUUUGUAUCGGUACAAUCCUGAUUUGGCAAAGAAUCCAGAAGAGCAGAGCAAAAAUGAAGCACUGGAGGAUAAUCAAAAGCUAAAGCAAAAAAUUUCUGAGAAUUAAUUGGACUUUGAAGAAAACAAAAGAAGUCAGUACAAUGAAUAAGAGUCUCCUCAAACUCCUGCAUGAAGCUUGUGGACUAGAAUUACUCUUGGCGAUUCUUAUUUCAAAAAUCACGUUGGCGGUACUUUCUGUCACUGUCUGUGUACAAUAGAGUCCAGCGCUGGCUGUGACUGUUUGGGAUAGUGUGACCUUGCAGCCCUGCUCAUGAAGAUUGAAGGCCCUAAAGCUGUGAAAUAGGAGGUUGUUCUGGUACACUAAUAUCUGGAAGAAUUCAUAUAGAAACCAUAAUGGAUGAGUUCAAAGAUAAUCAUACAGUAUUUCUGUUCCCUUUUCUGUUCUACUCUGUUUCCUUCUAGAUGUUCUGUUAGGUCAGUUCUGAUAUUAGAAAUUGGAUGUCGCACAGUCUAAUGCUUCAUGAUGGCUUUCUCUAGUAUUCUCAGUAUCUCGAAGUUACUUCGUGUACCUUGCCCUAUAAGGAAGAGGCAUGAAAAUAGAAUCUCAAGUCUGCUUUGCCUUAGUGACAGACUGGUUGUUAUGAAUAGGCAGAGAUCCACUCAAAAGAUUCAUCUGAAUGGUUUCAGAAAUGAAAUUGACUGCUAUGAAUUAUUUUUAAAAGUUUUUAGUCUCUGUUGCACACAACAAUAUGAUGUUGGAUCACUACUGUUUUGCGGAGAAACCCAGAAAUAGUUACUUAGUUAAUAGUUUAAAUAGUUUAAAUUGCUGAGGUGAUGCGAGCUGCUUACGUAUUUGCCUGUGGCUUUUUUUUCCUAUAACUUGCCUUAUUGGUUGAAUUGAUAGAAAAAUUAAUCUCAGAAUUUCUAAGCAUAAGAUAAGGUAGAUGCUUUUUGAAAUAAAGUCUCUCUCAUCACACCUUCCAUGUAAACAAAAAAAGAAUAGUAUCUUAGAAAAGUUACAGUGGCAUUAUAAUAACUUGGUUUCAGCCAGUAUUAUAAUGAGUUUGUUUCCAUUUCAGUUUGACAUCACUACUCUUAGACUGUGGAGUUACCUUAUUCAUUAGAAUCUUACCAGAUACAAACAAGUCCUAUUUUAAAACUGCAGCAAAGCUGAUUUGACUGUUUCCCUACCCAUCUAGUUUAUUUGGCUGAAGUACUUAAUUUCACUUUUCUGAAUGGUUUCCUUUUUCCUCUGCUUUUAAAAAUUUCUUCUGUAUAUGAUUCUUGUUACCUUUCUCAGAACAGUGUUAAAUGAUCCUUACUUUACUCUUUUUGAAGCUGAAGUAUGUAGUUAUUCAGGUGAGCCAGCAUAAUGCAGGAAUCUUUCAAAGUGCAUUAACUUUCUCCACUACUUUGAGUAUCUCUGCCUCUUAACUGCAAACGCUUUCUCGGUGUGAGACAAAACAGGUGUUUUAAUUACUGAAAAAUUUUCAAAGGCCAAGCCUAUGUUUUAUAUAGUUAGUGUAAAACUUUCUGGUUUUCUCGUUUUCAAACUGAGUGAACAGUAGUAUGGGGGAUGGGAUUAAGCGUCACAUGUAGUGUGUCUUUAUUCCACGCUUGAACAAAAGUUUCUUCAUCUUUAUCACUUUUCACCUUCAUCAUAUUGAUGAAUUUGGACACAACGUAAUUACCUCCAGUCAUUGUUCUGGAAAGGGCACAUACUGGUAGCAGACAGCCUUAUUUACUACUGCUGUCCUUCAGGAUGUUCCUGGAAGAGGAUGUUACCAUAAAGUACUGGAUCUUAUUUUAUUUUUUUUUCCAAAGAUAGUUCUUGUACAGAUCAGGGUUCUUCUGUUGUGCAACAGUAAAGAAUCAUGACUUCCUUUCUUGCCAUUGCUCUGCAGCAAGAUGGCAAUUACAGAAAUAUCUCAUGGAAUUGAAAUAUUAGAUACAUCUUCCCUUUCUGAAUAUAGGUUGGGUUCAUAUAUCAAGUAUUAGUUAAAUGAGUAGUUCCUGCAGGGUUAAAUCUGUUGGUCUUUUAUGAACAAGACUGCCUCUGAAGUACUGAAAGGGACAGAAGCUUUAUUUAUGUUAAUUGACGGAAGCAGAAAAUUAUAACUUCAUUUUUUUAAAAAAGGAAAAAGUCUCCAGUUUGCUCUAGUCAGAGGGAUGCUUGUCUAGAGGAGAAUGGAUGAGAGGUGCUUCCUUCUGUGAUCUAAACGUUUAUCCCAUGUGCAGCACAACCCAGUAAUAUUGUGAAAUCCAUGUGGUAUUGAUAACUCCAGUGGCAUUGUUCAAACAUGCAAUUAAAAUUUUUUUGAAUACUUCAGUUGUGAAAUGAAAUCAAGAUCCCAAGUUAAUCUCUUCGUAAAUUCAGUCAGUAUAGAAGAUGUACUGAACUCCUGUACUGUUCCAGUAUUACUGCUUUCUUCCUCAUUUCAUCUGUGGGAAUUUAAAGAUUUUUGUACCACAACAGGCAGAACUAAUCUUGCAUAUUCUCUGCAGAUUUGUGUCCUAUGUUUUCCCUGUGCUGCACUGUGAACUAACAUUUCUUCCUCAUAUUCCUUACUGUCCUGACUGUCUUGUCUUUGAGUUUUCAGUUUCAUCAUGUAUAAGUCUCAGGUGGACAGGAAGAAGUGGGUAGUGAGAUGUUUGAGCUCUGCACAGGUUGGUUGCUGAGGUGGCAAGUUCACCCAGCCACUGCUGAGCUCAUGCUGAAGCCUUUUCUCAGCAGCAGUUCUCAUUGUUGUCUGCUGCCCAUCUGGGGCUUGUGGGUUUAGCAGAGUGAGUCAGGAAUGUCCGUUUUCACAAAACGUGCAGGACCCCAGAGAAUGG
Athene cunicularia (burrowing owl) is the source of this 4074-nucleotide messenger RNA. RefSeq names its product core 1 synthase, glycoprotein-N-acetylgalactosamine 3-beta-galactosyltransferase 1 (gene C1GALT1). Bases 212 to 1345 code for a protein of 377 amino acids. Gene Ontology annotation, molecular function: N-acetylgalactosaminide beta-1,3-galactosyltransferase activity. The record is from RefSeq and is a predicted model, not a curated record. The transcript has 3 exons. Lineage: Eukaryota; Metazoa; Chordata; Aves; Strigiformes; Strigidae. Gene Ontology annotation, cellular component: membrane.